AUGGAAGAAGAGAAAUCUGUUUUUAAAAGAAAAUUUAGCAAAAGUUUAUGUAUUUCUGUCUCCAAGAAGUGCAAAAUCAUUGACGAAGAAUCAUGUGCUGCUAUAAGAUCUUUAAACAAGUCAUCAAAAUCUAUUUCUGAAAAUAUUGAUAAAAAUCUGAUUGGUAUUCCUCAUCACUGUGCUGAAAGGUCAUUGCACUGUCCUUUAAGUACUAAUAUAAAAAUAUCUCAAUUAAAACCAUUCAAAGCUCUUCCGAUGCCUUCUUUUCCACCCCCAUCGAUUCAUUUAAGCACUAAAGAAUCAACGAAGCCUAUUUCUAUAAUUCUUCAUAGUGAAAUUCGGAAUGCAAAACGAGAGAAAUAUAAUGAAAUGAUCAAAGCUCUACAAGAAAAAAUCAAAAUAAAUAAAGAAAAAACUGAUAAGGAAAAAGAAAUUAAAGAAAUUGAGGACAUAAGAAAAAGCGCUGUGUUUAAAGCUAGACCAUUGCCUGAGCAAGCGCCCCCAAUGCCGCCAAUGAAAAGUACAAGACCUCUAACAAUUCCGAUUGAGCCAAAAUUUCUGACGGAGAUAAGAGCGCAAAUAAGAGAAUCAAAAAAAAUUGAAAAAUAA
This is a messenger RNA of Blepharisma stoltei, 609 nucleotides long. NCBI's taxonomy places the organism in Eukaryota, Ciliophora, Heterotrichea, Heterotrichida, Blepharismidae. The record is from the annotation of a GenBank genome assembly.